AUGCCUUCCCUUGAAAUCAUUGCUGAGCGUGCCCCUACCGAUCUCGACGCUUUUUGCAAGAACCUUUCUGGUCUCUUCUCUCAAUGUAUUGGAAAGCCCGAGAGCUACUGCAUGGUUGUCUUUACCAAGGUCGACCGUGUCUACUUUGCCGGUGCAAGUGGUGCUGCCUUCCUUGCCAAAAUCACAUCUAUUGGCAACAUUGAUAACGACCGUAACGCCAACUUAACCAAGGUCAUUGGACAAGAGCUUGAAAAGGAACUUGGUAUCAGCCAGGAACGAGGAUACUUUUUCUUCAACAACGCUGCUGCUUCGGAUACUGGUUUCAAGGGUACUACUUUUGCCAAUUUGAUGAAGAAAUAA
Molecule: messenger RNA, 360 nt
Organism: Lichtheimia ornata
Lineage: Eukaryota; Fungi; Mucoromycota; Mucoromycetes; Mucorales; Lichtheimiaceae
Exons: 3
Coding region: 1-360 (119 amino acids)
Molecular function (GO): phenylpyruvate tautomerase activity
Source: RefSeq, a predicted model, not a curated record